AUGAAUGCGGAUUACUAUCGCAGUGAUCCGUAUCUCCAUGAUGAGCAUGUACAUCAUUCACUAGAGCGCUACCCCUCUCGCCACUCUCCUCAGUACCACAAGUACGAAUAUCCUAUGAACGACCUCGACCUGGACGACUAUUACGAGCGUCGAAGGCUUGCGCCACACUAUCGAGACUUUCGCGGAUAUGAUAGGGACUGUCGAUGGGGCAGUGAUGAACAGCUAAGGAGAGCUAAUCGCGAAGCUGCAAUCUUGAACAGCCAAAUCAGACAUCCACGUCAAGGAGUGCACGUACAUCCCAUGGUCACGUUCGAUGGCAUGUACCCUCCUUCUUUCAGGAGACCUCGGCGCCUGGAGGACUUUGUAUUCAUGGAGAACUAUGAUUUGGACGAGAUCAUGAUGGCAUAUGAACUUGGUCGGGAUCGACGACGUUAUUACAAUGGUGCCAUGGCGUCUCGCUGUGAUGACGACGGCGACCAUCUUUACUCGACUCAAUCUGGUCGACGACGUGACUUGAUCGCGCUGUUCGAGUUCCUUGGUGCGCAUCAGCUCGUCGAGUGUCUGCGCUACAGCUAG
Messenger RNA from Recurvomyces mirabilis, 576 nucleotides. RefSeq lists its product as uncharacterized. Bases 1 to 576 code for a protein of 191 amino acids. NCBI's taxonomy places the organism in Eukaryota, Fungi, Ascomycota, Dothideomycetes, Mycosphaerellales, Teratosphaeriaceae. The record is from RefSeq and is a predicted model, not a curated record. The transcript has 2 exons.